Messenger RNA from Beta vulgaris subsp. vulgaris (sugar beet), 1497 nucleotides. Its product is annotated as histone-lysine N-methyltransferase ATXR6. The record is from RefSeq and is a predicted model, not a curated record. Gene Ontology annotation, molecular function: protein binding. Bases 197 to 1258 code for a protein of 353 amino acids. The transcript is spliced from 6 exons. NCBI's taxonomy places the organism in Eukaryota, Viridiplantae, Streptophyta, Magnoliopsida, Caryophyllales, Amaranthaceae.
UAUCAAAAGCCUCAACCUCAUUUACAAAAUCCUUACCGCCAAAACUUCCCCCCAAAAAAACUUACCGCGAAACCUAAAAAUCUCCCGCCAAAGCACAUCAACCUCUCUUAUAUCCCCCCAAAACAGUACCCUCACUACUCAUAUCACAACCCGCCACCGCUGUUUCCUCUUUCCACUUUCUCUCUCCUCCAUAUCCAUGGCUUCGGUAGCUCUACGACGACGAACCCGUGCUCCGAAACCUGUUUAUCGUUCUCCAUCACCAUCACCAUCAUCAGAACCAGAAUCAGAUCUAGAUUACGAUGAUGUGUGUUGCGAGGAGUGUGGAUCAGGGAAGAAUGCUCCUGAUUUAUUGCUUUGCGAUGGGUGCGAUCGAGGGUACCAUUUAUUCUGUCUUAAACCUAUUCUUGUUGCUAUUCCUAAAGGUUCCUGGUUUUGCCCAAUUUGCUCCGGUGGCAAAAGUAAGAAGCUCAAGACAUUCCCGUUAGUACAGACGAAAAUUGUUGAUUUUUUCAGAAUCCAGAAGCCAUCUGCAGAAGAUGAAAAACCAAUGGCAGAUACUCGCAAGAAGAGGAAGCGUUCGAGUGGCUUUGCAAUAUCAAAAAAGAGCAGGAAAUUGCUUCCAUUUAAUCCUACUGAGGACCCUGAAAGGAGAUUGGAGCAAAUGGCUUCUUUAGCCACUGCGUUGAUGGCAACCGGGACAGAGUUUAGUAAUGAGCUCACUUAUGUACCCGGCAUGGCUCCAAGAUCAGUAAAUUGUCCUGCUUUUGAGAAGGGGGGAAUGCAGGUCAUGCCAAAAGAAGAUGUUGAAACCUUGAAUUUGUGCAAAAGAAUGAUGGAAAGAGGAGAAUGGCCUCCCCUUCUAGUUGUCUUUGAUCCCAAAGAAGGGUUCACAGUGGAGGCAGACAGGUUCAUCAAGGAUUUAACAAUCAUCACAGAAUAUGUUGGAGAUGUUGAUUACCUCCGGAAUCGUGAAAAUGAUGAUGGGGACAGUAUGAUGACAUUGCUUUCAGCUAGUAAUCCCUCACAAAGCCUUGUUGUAUGCCCUGACAAGCGCAGUAAUAUUGCUCGUUUUGUCAAUGGUAUCAACAACUAUACUCCGGAAGGGAAGAAGAAGCAGAAUCUAAAGUGUGUAAGAUAUGAUGUCGCAGGCGAAUGUAGAGUUUUGCUAAUUGCAAAUAGGGAUAUACGUAAAGGAGAGAGGCUAUAUUAUGAUUACAAUGGACUUGAAAAUGAAUACCCAACUAAGCAUUUCGUAUAACAUAUCCCUUGUUUCUCUUAUGCUUAACAAGUUGGAAGAAUUACCUUUUUUUAACCUUAACAAACUCCCAUAUUUUGUUCACCUGAUGAGCUGAAUCUAAUAUGUAAUCUGUAUAUUUAGUCCUUAGGCGAUUUAUUAAUUUCAGCUCCAUCAAGUAGAAUUGUAUCUCCUUGGAAAAUUUAGAUUUCUCAAUAUUUAAUCAAUUUUGGCAUCAUUUUGUCAGAGAUGUUUUGGUUCUA